AUGCUGCUCUUAAAACGCUCCCGAAAUGACGUAGAAAUCGAGAUUGAGACGUCGCGUUGGAUGAAAGGCAGUCCUCAUCACAGGAAGGCCUUGUUCCUGUUCUGUGUUUUCACUGUUCUGGCGACUACUUGCUAUCUCAUCAAAUACAUUGGCAUAUCAAAGAGCUCUCUAGCAGAAUUGGCUGUAAAACACUCACAAGGCGAGGAAAAGAGGGCGUUUCCACUAGCACGUGACCAAGGACGCUGUACAACUCUAUGGAAACGCUCUGGUUGUGGUUCCAGACGUCCGAUACUUCGCUGCAAGCCAUAUCCAAGCACAGAAGAGGAUCGUCACUAUGAUGCGGUUGUGAAGACGUUUGAUUCUCUGUUGUAUCUCAAUGGUUGUCGACAUGAGACUUGUUCACUCGUUGGCUCUUCGGGAAAUUUGAAAAAUCGUGCUCGUGGAAAAAUGAUCGACAGAAGCAAAAUCGUUAUUCGACUCAAUAAUCAACCAAUCACGGGAUACGAGAAAUAUGUUGGGACACGUCCGGCUGAUAUUAUGAUAUUCAAUUACCAGACAGAUUGCUUCACUAACACCAGCCAUCCUACUCUGUAUAUCCGUUCUGCAGACAAGCCAUUGAGAGAGGAUGCAGUCAUUAUUAAAAAAUGUCAAGCAAAUCGGUUUGCGCCUUUGUACUCUCUGUCCACUUAUGUUCAACAUCAAGCACAGAUUCUGUUGAAGACUUAUGCUGUGAGGUAUAACGUACAGAGAGAAGUCUAUAGUUCUAAAGGCAACUACUUUCAUGCAACCAGCGGUUUCAAAGCUCUCAUUUUUAGUAUGAUGAUAUGCAGGCAAGUUCAUCUGUUUGGAUUUGGAAUGCAAGAAGCGAAGACGUGGCAUUAUUAUCCUCCUUAUAGAAAGUACACACCUCCUCACCACGAGAUGUUUCUAGAAAUGAAAAUAAUACAAGACAUUGCAAAGCGAACUCUUAACAGUAGUAUUGCUAAUUUUCUAGAUAAAGAAUUUAGCAAUCUAAUUGUUUAUUAAUAAAUUUAUAGGUAACUUGUAUAAUAGUAGAAUACAAAAUUGUGUUAAUGCAAAUGUCAUCUCA
Messenger RNA from Corticium candelabrum, 1090 nucleotides. RefSeq lists its product as uncharacterized. Bases 1 to 1026 code for a protein of 341 amino acids. Gene Ontology annotation, molecular function: sialyltransferase activity. The transcript has a single exon. The record is from RefSeq and is a predicted model, not a curated record. NCBI's taxonomy places the organism in Eukaryota, Metazoa, Porifera, Homoscleromorpha, Homosclerophorida, Plakinidae.